AUGGCAGGACGGAACGGCCGUGAUGAUGGAUCUCUCUCUGCAACACCCCCGGCCUCGGAUCGGGGCUCUGAACCGUCACCACCUACCUCCUUUUCUUCCGAUAAAGAGAAUCGAAGCGCACGCACGCUGCACCUGAAGAAGCGGAAAUCCGGCAGCCUAGCGGUCCCUCCAAUGGCCAGCGCGUCGAAUAAGAAGAGGCGUGUGUCUGAGCAGAUGCCCGAACAGUCACAGACCACCCACCAGCGCCGCCUUCGUCAAACUAUCGACACCGACUACUAUGACCCAGACCAGGAUCCAGAGGAGCGGAGAGCCGUUCGGAAGGGGCUGAGAGAACUAGCUACAAAUUUAAACGAUUCACGAGCAGAGUUUGUCCGGCUUGAAUCAAAUGGUCUUAUGCAAACUGUUGAAAAGGCAAACGAAUACUUCAAAAAGGUCAAGCAAACCUCAGAUGCAACUCUUGACUCCCGUCUCCUUGUUACCGCGGCGGACCUUUCUUAUAAACGAACAGCGCAAGCUAGCCUAGGAAACAAUGUAGCGGGUCUUGACAUUGACGAAUUUGUGUCAAAAUGUAUCUCAUUCAUGCAGAGAGAGUCCGCCAGUACUGAAUCAUCAUUACCUACCCCAACACAAAGCCAUCGUCGCAGCUCCGGUCAUCCUUCGCGCGCGGCAGCUGAUAGUGACGAUGAGGAGGAACCCUUCAACUGGGACUAUCUUGGGCGGAAUGCCUGUUUCCCAAAUAACCUACGGCCCUCCAUCUCCGGUUUUCUGCUUGGUCCACUAUCGGUACAGAAGCGUGUUCGUCAACAGACUCAGCGACGAGCAAGAGAACGAAUAGAUCCGUCCCAACUCGUACGGCCUAACGAUGUUAAAGCUGCAGAUUUGGGGAAGCAGGAAACCGCAACGCUAACGACCAUGUGUACGAACAUAAGAGCCACUCUGGCUAAGAUACAACAAGAGGCGGAAUCAUCAGCCCGUGAUGAACUGGCACAGAUGGGCGAUGUCAGUCAGGUUGAAGCCGUCGAAGUGAUGAAUAAACAUGGAAUAUCAGACGAUGGCGGAGUUCCGCUCUUCCGGUUCUGUAUCAACCCAAGAUCAUUUGGCCAGUCCGUCGAGAACUUGUUCUAUGUCAGUUUCCUGGUCCGUGAUGGAAGUAUAGGCAUGUCGAUGGACGGGAACAACCUACCCACAUUACUUCCGUCAGAACCGCUCGCUCCUUCAGAGGCUCGGGAACAGGGCAUCCAAAAACACCAAGCUGUCUUUGGGCUAGACUUCAAUACGUGGGCGCAACUUAUCGAGACGUUCGAUAUCAAAGACCCCUUAAUUCCACACCGGGAUGAUGAAGCUGAGAAUCACACCUCCACAGGCAGAUGGCAUGCAUAG
Molecule: messenger RNA, 1380 nt
Organism: Arthroderma uncinatum
Lineage: Eukaryota; Fungi; Ascomycota; Eurotiomycetes; Onygenales; Arthrodermataceae
Product: nuclear protein Qri2/Nse4
Exons: 3
Coding region: 1-1380 (459 amino acids)
Biological process (GO): DNA repair
Cellular component (GO): nucleus; Smc5-Smc6 complex
Source: RefSeq, a predicted model, not a curated record